Molecule: messenger RNA, 1026 nt
Organism: Ambispora leptoticha
Lineage: Eukaryota; Fungi; Glomeromycota; Glomeromycetes; Archaeosporales; Ambisporaceae
Source: the annotation of a GenBank genome assembly
AUGCAAUCAUCAAAUCAGAAAAAUCUUGAUAUCAAUACAAUUCUUUCUAUAAUCCCUUAUCCACCGAAAGUUACCCCUCAGGAUCUAAUCAUGAAUGCAGGUGCAAGACUUGAAAAAAGUGGAGAAAUAUCCAGAAUUCCUAAUGCAUUUAUCGCAUUUCGCAUGGAUGUCUGUCGCGAACUUCGUGUUAUUAGCGAUUGCAGGAUGAAUCAACCUCAACUUUCUUUAAUGUGCAAGGCUUCAUGGGACAAUCAACCGGAAUAUGUCCGUAAUGCAUAUCAACAUAUUGCAGCAUCUGCAGGAAUACUUUACAAAAGAAUGAUUCAGAAACGCAUUCAGCAAGGACAAAAUGAUAAAAAAGUGACAUUAUAUGAGCAGACACCAUUUUUAGAUGACGAAAUGAAAGAAAGGCUUGAUUCCAAAGAUCAAUUUGAAAAUCUUUCUUUUGUAAAUAUGACCUCUUCCGAAAUGCUCGCGCGGAAUACUUCGAGAUUGACAUCAAAUACAGCAUCUGGUCAUGUUCUUCCUAAUCGGAUCCAUCAAAAUGAAAAUCCAAAUUCGACUAUUGAAGAAUCAUCAAAUUUAGCGAACUUUGGACAACCUGAAAUUAAUUCGAAUAUAACUCUUCCCGUUGAUUUACGAGAAUCAUGUUUAGAAGGAAGCCAAUCUUCAUAUUGUGAUUCUUCUUCCGGCGAAAUUAAUUUUGUUUCGAUGAAUUCGGAAAAUGUAAUGAAGUCGACGAGUUUUAAAUCUUUCGAUAACGGAAACUAUGAAUUUCAUUUUGAUAACCCUUUUUUUUCAACUUCUAAUAAUUUGACUGAACCGCACCAACCGGAUCAACGAGAACAUCAUCUAAUUAACGUUUUUGCUAUGAACAAUGAUGUCAUUGAAAAUUCACACGUACACGAUAAAUGUGAUGCAGAAAACCAGAUUACCGAAUUGUACUCAAAAGUUAAAUUUUUAGAACAAAAACUUGAUAGUUUAAUGAAUUUUUUAAACGAAAAAGGAAUUAAGAUGAACGAAUGA